This is a messenger RNA of Opisthorchis viverrini, 672 nucleotides long. RefSeq lists its product as hypothetical. The transcript has 4 exons. The annotation marks the transcript as partial. The record is from RefSeq and is a predicted model, not a curated record. Lineage: Eukaryota; Metazoa; Platyhelminthes; Trematoda; Opisthorchiida; Opisthorchiidae.
UCGAUCUACUUUCUUGGAGGGCACUUUUCGCACAGCCAUGCGGAGGAUGGAGACGAGCCACGGGAAGUGAAACAAUCACUUGGCAAUAAAAACAAACUGCAAGACAAUUUACGCCAAAAUUAUCGACGAUCGCAUACCAGUGUUAAGCGUGGUUUUCUCACUGUCUCAAAAACCUUGUACGUCCGAUGCCUUAUCGUGAAGAAAGAACAGGACAGAAGACUUAGUGACUUCAAGCGCGCCCAACUGCAUUUGCCUUCACACACUCGUCUAGAAAAUUUAAAGAAGAACCUGAUGAACCUGAUUUUAACUUCAAACACCAACAGUUUUUUAAAUGUGUCCUCCAGUGACGCCAAACUUCCGAAGUCAAAGUCUCAACACCCGGCUCAACCGUCCGCGGCCCCACAUUCUGGCUUCUGCUUAACCACAGUCACCAAAGGCAGUGAAACGUUGGUGGGGGCAAGUCUUGCGCGGCCACAGCGUCCAAACUACGCAGAUCUACCAUCGCUCAUUCUCGUACCAGACGAUAAAUGCACAACUCCACACCCUACUCACAACGUCCCGGCUGGACUGAGGCAGACGCGCAGAGACAAGCAACGAAGCCCACGGACAAAUCAACCACGUGCGUUGACCUCGACAUCUGGGAAUAUCUCGACAACCAUACAACCACGGUAG